Labeo rohita (rohu) is the source of this 3077-nucleotide messenger RNA. It is a transcript of the gene cdhr5-rs, whose product is annotated as cadherin-related family member 5, related sequence. Gene Ontology annotation, cellular component: membrane; catenin complex; adherens junction. Gene Ontology annotation, biological process: cell-cell junction assembly; multicellular organism development; calcium-dependent cell-cell adhesion. Lineage: Eukaryota; Metazoa; Chordata; Actinopteri; Cypriniformes; Cyprinidae. The transcript has 16 exons. Bases 328 to 2613 code for a protein of 761 amino acids. Gene Ontology annotation, molecular function: calcium ion binding; cadherin binding. The record is from RefSeq and is a predicted model, not a curated record.
UGUCCUGAAAAUGCUGUCUAAGCCGUCGCUCUACUAUGUGUGAGAGCUCUUAAUUCCCUCCAGCUAAACGCAUUGUGCUCCCUCUCUCUCUCUCUCUCUCUCUCUCUGACUUAGCUAGCCAGAGAAACCUGUUGCGUUUCGCACUGUGGCUACCCGCUGUCCCUUGUGGCGCAGGUUUGAGCCCCCUUCAGAAGAAAGACAUGCGGCGAAGGACAGGAGCAGCCACCGCAGGAAGUGACAGCAGGAUCCCCUGAGCUCAAAAACAAAGGAUAACCACCACCGAUCAACGCGGGGACAAGGAGACGUGAGCCCAGGGGAAUAUCAACCAUGUUGACGCCAUGGAGAUUGUUCCUCUGCCAGAUGGCACUGAACAUAUUCUAUCACAUCGCGAAAGCCAGUUUAUGCCUUGGUGGUCAAGACAUAUUUGCCACGGUCAGAGAGAACAGUCCCACUGGAGAGUUCAUAGCCAACCUCAGUAUCAACGGAGACCCGGGAGCCAGCAGCAUCCGCCUGUGUCUCACAGGAGAAAACGCUGAUUGGUUUUACCUUGAAGGCCGAACAAUCCGACUCAACACGUCGUUUUCAAGGACCUUAGACCGAGAGGUGCUGGGAUCAGUUCUGAUAGCUGCUUUGACGUGUUAUGAAGAUGAUAUAAUAAGGAGUCGAUAUCGAAUCAUGGUGGAAAUACUGAAUGAAAAUGACAACAUGCCAUAUUUCCUUGAAGACACCAUCCAACCGCGAUAUAUAAGUGAGUUGCUGACUGUAAAUUCGAUGGUGUUCACAGUGAAAGCUAAAGACGGCGAUGGGGACACAAUCACUUAUAUCACUGAUAAAUCUACAGAUGAUGCCAGCUAUUUUAGGAUUGAUCUGCCCAACAGCGGGAUGGUGAUCCUGGAUAAACCGUUAGACUAUGAGACUAAAACCCAGCUGCAGGUGGUCAUAUUUGCUGUGGAAACAACCACAAAAGAUAAGUACAACACAACAGCUACAGUCACCGUGAACGUUCUAGAUGGUGACGACCAGUAUCCUCAGUUUCAGCCGUGCGCACCUGUUUAUGAAAAUGGAGAUCAUAAUAUCUGCACCAACCCUGUGUACAGUGUUAACAUUACGGAGACAGAUGAGGAUGCUGUGCUUUAUUUUUCUCCGGGUCCCAUUCAUGCUGAAGAUGGGGACAAAGACAUACUGACUCCUCUAGUCUACAGUAUUCUGUCAGGUGAUGACAAUGGCCGAUUUACAAUCGACUCUAAAACAGGAGAGAUCUCUCUCAGGCAACGUGUGGAAAACAGACUCCUCACACCUUCAUUUAGACUCCGCAUAAUGGCUGCACAGGUGAAUGACCCAAAGAAAUAUUCGGUGGCGACAGCACUCAUUCAUGUGGUGUCUGAGAACCGGUUUUCUCCGUUCUUCAACAAGACCGUCUACAAAGGGUUCCUCAUCGAGAGCUCUAGCCCUGCCACGCUGGUCACUACCUAUGGAAACCAAGUCCUGGUAGUCCAAGCCAUCGACAAGGACUUCAAAGAUGGAAUAAACCCAAAAAUCCAUUACACAAUGCAGCCCUUGACGGGUAGCAAUAAACUGUACCACAUUACCCAGGAUGGCAUUGUGAUUGCAAAGACGGACCGGCUCAGAGCGUUUGACCGACACAUCCUGGAGGUGAUUGCAACAGAUGAAGAGUCAGGUGAGACGGCCCAUGCUUCAGUGGAUAUUGAAGUUUUGCAGAGGGGACAACCAGUUCCCAGAAGUCCGUUCGGUGAGGAACGUCUGUUUGGAGAUAUGAAUGCGGGGAUGGCCGGCGGCAUCGCUGCCCUUGUUCUGAUAGUGGCUGUGACAGUGCUAUUUCUCUUCCUCUGGCUGGCCAAGAAACGGAGAGAGAGACGGGAUCCAGCGGACAGGGGCGCAGUAGCUCUUGGGAAACACCCAAAUGUGAGCUUAAGAUGGUUUCAGCUGGUCAACUCAGGACGCCCCAUAUCGCUCAUAGAGGACGCCUCCUACCACAACGAGGCGUUCGUUGACAAUGAAUACUCCAGUGAUUUGUACACCAAACCAGAUGACAUGCUUCCUCCACCAACCACGACAUAUGAAUCUGACAGACCCAUGCCACUACAAGACAUGCUGCCCAUCCUUGUGCUUCCAGAAAUAACACCCGCAAACCUCUCAUCUUCAGCUGUGACCAAUGGGAAAGCUUUCAUAAAAUCAGUCUCCUUUAAAGACGACACAGGAACAGUAGAAGAGACUUUGCCCAAAAAUGAAGGACAAAUUGAAGUUGUCUGUAAUCAAAUAGAGACCAGAGCAGACAUUUUGACACCUAUCGUGGAGGAGGACACUUUUACUAUUGCUACAGUAGAAAAUCCUGCAGAAAAGGUGGACAUAUGUUGUCCAAAUCCUUCUGUAAGACCCAGAGAGGAAUAUGUCUUUGCUCAUGCUGAUGAUGAAAAUGACAAUGAUCCAUACAAAAACAUGGCCUCUGUUAUUUACAGCAGUGAUGAAGAUACAGCAGACGAUGAGCCAAAUGAUUUAAGGCACUAUCACAAACACGGGCAAAACCAGUUUACAAUCGACCACAUGAAGGCCAUCGGAUUACAAAUCGAGGAUUCGGAUGAAUCGCAAGCCUGAUUCGUCAUGCCUGAAGUCGCUUUCAUAAAAAAGCCAAAUCCUUAAACACACAGACAGGGUUUCAAAGGGAAAAUAGCAAAACAGGGUCAUUAAAAAGAACAUAUUAUCAAACUCUACUGCUUUUAAAUUUUUGGUUUAUAUUCCAUGUUUUUCUUGUUGAACUUCUACAGAAAUACUGUGCACAUAAUCAGCCUUAAUUAAGAAUCAGUUUAAAUGAAGUUUUGAUGACUGUGUCUUUAAGAAAUAAAGAUGUUAUAGCCUGUUUUUGAAUAUUUCUAGAGAUAUUCUGACUGACAUCGCAGUCAAACACUGGAACUAGAUGAAACUGAAGUGUGUGUUGUCACUAAAUGUAGACCGUUCUGAUUACAGAAGUGUCUGCUGUCACUUGUCAAGUUAAAAAUACUCAAACACAAAAGGUUGAAAUGGACUGUAAUUUUCCAUUUAGCGUUUGAUUAAUAAAUGCC